Molecule: messenger RNA, 1421 nt
Organism: Cokeromyces recurvatus
Lineage: Eukaryota; Fungi; Mucoromycota; Mucoromycetes; Mucorales; Mucoraceae
Product: peptidase M24, structural domain-containing protein
Exons: 5
Molecular function (GO): manganese ion binding; metalloaminopeptidase activity
Source: RefSeq, a predicted model, not a curated record
AAUGUCUGUCACACACCGCCUCCCUACGCUUCAAAAUGUUCAAAAAGUGUUGAAAAAUUUUGAUGCUCAAAAGGGUCUUAUUUAUUUGAAUGGCCAAGUACUUGUUGAAAGAGAUGAUACAGAUGUUGAAUUGCCUUUUCGUCAAGAAUCCAACUUCUUUUAUGUCACUGGUGUUGCUGAGCCCGAUUUCCAUGUUACUAUUGACAUUGAAACAAAACAUGUCCGUUUAUUUGCUCCCAAUGUCAAUCCUGAACUUGUAAUGUGGAUGGGCAUGCCCGAUUCACUUGAAGAACUCAAGGCAAAAUACGAUGUUGAUGAAGUUGUUUAUGUUGAUCAAUUAGCUCAACAUUUACUUUCUGCUUCUAUUGUUUAUACAUUACCUAUUACAAAGACAGAUAAACUUGAUUCUGAAAUUAAGCUUUGUAGUUCUGAAGAAAGUAAAAAAUUACAUACUGCUUUUGCUGAAGCUCGUGCUAUCAAAUCUGAUUGGGAGAUUGAGAUUAUUCGUAAAGCUAAUGAAAUCUCUUCUAAUGCUCACGUGAAAUUGAUGAAAGCAUCUCAAGAAGGCGCUAGUGAAACUCAAUUACAUGCUUUGUUCUUGUAUGAAUGUCAUCGUUAUGGUGCUCUUUUCCAAGCCUAUUAUCCUAUUGUGGGUGUCGGUAAAAAUGCUGCUACACUUCAUUAUAACAAAAAUAAUGCUCCAUUCAAGCAAGCAUCUGAUAUUGUUCUUGUUGAUGCUGGUUGUGAAGUAAGCUGCUAUGCUUCUGAUAUUACUCGAUGUUUCCCUGUAGGUGGUAAAUUUACUCCUGAAGCUCGUACUAUUUAUACUAUUGUCCUUGACAUGCAAAAGGCUUGUCUCAAUGCUUGUAAAGCAGGUGUUGCUUGGGAAGAAAUUCAUAACAUUGCUACUAAAGUUGCUUGUGAUGGACUUUUGGAGUGCGGUAUUCUUGUUGGUGAUAAAGAAGAAAUCUUGGCUAAUCAUGUAGUUGCCGCCUUUUUCCCUCAUGGCAUUGGUCAUAUGCUUGGUCUUGACGUUCAUGAUCUUGGUGGCUAUCCAGAAGGUACUGAACGUAUUGAUGCUCCUGGUAUUCGUAAUUUGCGUAUGCGUCGUAACCUUCAAUCUGGCUUUGUUGUCACUGUCGAACCUGGUGUUUAUUUCUGUGAUUUCUUGAUUGAUCCUGUCUUGAAUGAUCCUAAAACAGGUAAAUACAUCAAUAAGGAUGUAUUAAACAAAUACAAACCUGUUGGUGGUGUUCGUAUUGAAGACAAUAUUGUCAUCACUCAAGAUGGUUAUCACAAUUUGACAACUGUUCCAAAGGAGAUUGAAGAAAUUGAAGCCUUGAUGGCUACUAAAUAGAUAGAUUUUUUUUUUAUUAGUUCAUAAAAUAGAAUAGAAUUUUUUCUUUUUUUUUUUAAAAAAA